This is a messenger RNA of Strongylocentrotus purpuratus (purple sea urchin), 3575 nucleotides long. Its product is annotated as schlafen-like protein 1. Bases 306 to 1307 code for a protein of 333 amino acids. The transcript is spliced from 5 exons. NCBI's taxonomy places the organism in Eukaryota, Metazoa, Echinodermata, Echinoidea, Camarodonta, Strongylocentrotidae. The record is from RefSeq and is a predicted model, not a curated record.
AACACGAAAAAGUGGCGAUCUCCAUGUAAACAACGAUCAACAAUCAACACAUCUAAAUUCCAGUCUACAUCAAUGCCCACCUAGAAAUUUAAAUUCACAUGAAGGAAAUGGCCAAGCAAGGAUAAAAUUAUUUUAAAAAAUAGAAUCUACUUUGAUGAUUAACACCUCACUCCAAUAGUCACGGCGUCAUUCUGAUGAGGAUGUGUGAUCAUAAUUUUCACGGGCAGCCAGACAGAUGAGACGACGUAGUCCCACGUAUUGAUUGUAGGUGCUUUACCCAAGAAUGGAAAGAUUAGGCCACAAAUAUGCCAGCACCACAAGAAACAAUGGCACAAGCUAUCUUUCUAGGAAAUCUAAAUAACGAUUUACCUAAGCGUCGCAUCGCAUCUUUGAUUGUGCAACUUGCUCGCCAGUGUACAGGACUAAACUUGGACACCAGAAAUGUCAAGGUACGGUUUUCCCAUCCUAGCGAUUGCUGCACAGCUACUCUCCAACUCCCAACUCCCGCUGAACAACAGAAAGCCCUUGCAUAUCUAGCUCAGUGCCAGCAAGUGCCGGAUGGACUCAUCAAACUCGGUAGAACUCUAAAGGUUGAUGUCUUUCAAAAGCAUCCUCAUCGGAGGAAUGGCGCUAAGGUUUCUAUCGAGGAUGAAGGACCCAACUACCAAGGCAACCAUGAACUAGUGUUUGAGAAAGGACAACAUCUUGGGGCAGAGACAAGGAUUCUUGAGUUUAAGGAAAUGUCCAAUCUCAACUUACAAUACCUGAAGCAGAAAGUCACCAGAUAUGUCUGCGCUUUCCUCAACAGCUCCGGCGGGGCCCUAAUGUUUGGAGUUGACGAUAGCGGUAAUGUUCAAGGCACUCCAAUGUCACAUAAGCAGGAGGACGACGUCAGAAUCGCAAUCGAUCAAAUUAUCAAGAAAUUUGAUCCGCCUGUCUUGCCCCAGAUGUACAGCAUUUCCUUCAUCUCAGUUUAUAAUCAGACCCAUGGAACAAGCAACAGAACCCAAGGUGAUGACACUUUCUUGAAGGUCAUCAAACUCGAUAUAGAUCCUGGAAGACCCAACACGCUAUAUGCAACACCAGGAGGAGAUGUGUUCAUCCGUCGAGACGGGAGUGUCCAAGGCCCUCUCAAGCCAAGAGAAAUACAGGAAUGGUGCAAUAUGAACUUUGACAACAAGGAGAGAGCCUACCAAGAUGAGAUCUCUCAGCUUCAGCAUCAGCUAAGACAGACCGAGUAUGAUCGUCAGAGCGAACCUGUUUCCUCUCUCAAGAAAACCAAGUCUGCUGUAUGCAGUAUACUAUGACAAAUGGUUCUACUUAAAAUAUGUUUACUCAUUACCUGCGCAAUACCUUGUUUUAAUUGGCCAUUUCCUAACAAUUGCCCCCUAAAUCAGAAUAACAUCGUUAUUUUUUUAAACUAGGAAAGUCCUUUGUUUUUCUAUGAUAUGUAUAUUUUGUAAAUAGUAAACAGUUUUUAAGGCCUUUUUUGGUUUUUCACAUUGUUGUACAAACUAAAUUAAAAUAAAAUAAAAAGAGAAAUAUGCAUUCACUGGUUUUGUUAAGUAGCAGAAUGUGUUUGUGAUAUGAUCAAUACUCUGAAAAACAGGACAUAUAUGUGUUGUAUAUAUAGACACACAUGAUUUGUCAGCAAUAUCCAAUCUAAACAUUGCAAAAUUGUGCUAUCAACAGGGUUUUAUUAUUAAGUGUUGAAAGAUUUUUGAAUAAUGAAUUUUUAAUUGAUUAUUUUGAUACAAAUGCCUCAAUGCAAAAUAUGGAAAAACAACUUACAAGUGUCUAUCUAAACUAUGGCAGGCUAUGAGAGAAUUUUAUUAUACAACAUUCAUUGAUGUUGAAAAAUAAUUAUAAAUCUACCUGGAAUUUGAUAAAUAUGAUCUUAAAAAGAAUACAAAUAUUGAUACCAUAUACCCAGUAUGUGUGAAUGAUAAUACUUUUUCUAAUAUUGUAGACAUCACAAAUGCCUUUAAUAUUUUUUUUGUGAGUGUCAGUGGAAAAUUACGGCUGCAAACAACCAGGUGCUUCUAAUAACUCUCUUUAUUCUUACUUAAACGUCCUAAUAAUCAUUUUUAAACCUAUCACUGUUUCUGAAAUACUGUACUGAAAAUAUAGUUAAUGACUAUGAACAUAGACAUGAAAAAUGAAACGAGUGCAGGAGUUGACUCAAUUAAUACCAAAGUUAUUAAACGUGAUAUUUUUACCAUUAUGUACUAUAUUAAAACAAAGUCUUUCAAGCUGAAGAGUGCCAAAUGAUAUGACAGUUGCAAGAAUAACUUCAAUUCAUAUGAAAGGAAGAACUGAUGGUCAAUGUAAAUAACUAUUGACCAAAAUCUGUUUUAAAUAUUUUUUGAAAAUUUUAGAAAGAUGCAUUUAUAGAUGAUUAUUAGAUUCUAUAAUAAACAUGAUAUAUUGUAUAGAAACCAGUUUGGAUUUGGACAGAGGGGCACUCCACAUCUACAGCAAUUUUAGAAUUAAUACAUAAUAAUAAAUUGAGCAAUUGACAGGGGUGAAUUUACCUUAGCAGUUUUUAUUGAUCUGUCAAAGGCUUUUGAUGUAAUAGAUCACUCGAUACUAUUACAAAAAUUAAAUUACCGUAUGGGGUAUUAGAGGUAUACCGUUUAAGUGGUUUGGCAGCCAUCUAGAUUCCAGAAAACAAUUUACUGUAAUUAAUAAUAUAAAUUUGAAUAUAAAACAGUUAGAUAUGGAGUGCCCCAGGGAUUAUUUCAGGACCACUUUUAUUUCUUAUUCUUAUAAAUGACAUCAUAUUUUGUACUCGAUUAAUUUUAUUCUAUUUGCAGAUGAUCGAUACAAGUAUUUUUUCAUCAGGUAAAAAUGUAUAUUUCACCGUACUAAUUGGUACACAGUACUACACACGCAAUUAAAAAAUAUAAGUCAAUGGAUGGACCCUAAUAAUUAAGUUGAUGUUGAAUACUGGAAAAACAAAUUGCAUGAUUUUUGGAGCUCGCCACAUUAGUAAUAUGGAUUUGAAAUUACAUUAUAAGAAUGAAGAAAAAUAAUAAAGGUUCAAAAUAUUAAAUUUUGGGGCUUCUACUUAGAUGAUAAACUAUCAUGGAACUACCAUAUAAAUGAUCUCUGUACCAAACUUCCAAAGAAUAUUGGUGUACUCUAUAGGUUACAGUUUUUACCGCACAAAAUAUUAAAACCAUUGUACUACCCCCUUGAAUUUUCACACUUGAAUUAUACUGUAAUAUGAUUUGGGGAUUCACAUCAAAGACCAAUCUUAAUAGAAUACAUAAGUUACAAAACAAAUAAUCUGUAUAAUAACUCUUUCAAAUUUACUUUGUCAUAUAGUGAUCAUCUUUUUAAACAAAUGCACAUCUUGCCAAUCAAUGACAUAAUAUCAUUAAAUGUUGCCACUUUUAUGUUCAUGGUAUGGUAUGGUUCAAAGCUAUACCUUUACCAGAUUCAUUUAGGGAAUGUUUUACAAUGAAUUGUCAAAUCCAGGAGUAUAGUUCUAGACAUGCUCUUGAUUUUUAAAUCCUUUACACUGUACUUCAACCUCUAUAAAGAUUCCAUAUUUUUCCAUGGCCCAUUUA